Messenger RNA from Chelmon rostratus (copperband butterflyfish), 1612 nucleotides. RefSeq names its product tRNA methyltransferase O (gene trmo). NCBI's taxonomy places the organism in Eukaryota, Metazoa, Chordata, Actinopteri, Chaetodontiformes, Chaetodontidae. The transcript is spliced from 6 exons. The record is from RefSeq and is a predicted model, not a curated record. The coding region runs from base 50 to 1408 and encodes 452 amino acids.
AGCUAACAGUUGAACCUGAGUUGUUUUUGUCCUCCUGUACAGCAGUAAGAUGAGUCCUGUGUGUGACUGCUGCUGUGAGCGCGUUAAAACACUGAACCAGCAGGUUUCUGUGAUGAGAAAAGAAAUCAAGAACCUGAGGCAGAUGUUGGGCAGUGCAGUCAGAUCUCAUCGCAAACACAUGAUGUCCAUCCAGUCUGCUGUGUCAAAGGUUGGACUCUGUGAACCUGAUCCGACGCCUCCACCGCCUUCACCUGCGUCCUCACAGGCGGCUUUAGAGCAAGGAAACAUCCAGACGGUCCCGAUUGGUUACAUCAGUUCCUGUUUCUCUGUGAAGAACGGGACCCCCAGACAGCCCACCAUUUGUGGCCCCUCGAGGGCAGAACUGCGCAUCCGGCCGAGUGUCUUCAAUAACCCUGAGCACGCUCUGGUGGGCCUGGAGCUGUACUCCCACGUCUGGGUCAUCUUUCUGUUUCACAAAAACGGGCACCUGAGUUACAAAGCCAAAGUGAAGCCUCCCAGACUGGACGGUCGGAGGGUGGGUGUGUACUCGACACGCAGUCCGCACCGACCAAAUGCGCUGGGUCUCACUCUAGCCAAACUUGAUAAAAUUGCAGGUGAUACAAUACAUCUGUCAGAUGUUGACAUGAUUGCCGGGACUCCAGUCCUGGACAUCAAACCCUACAUCCCAGAGUACGACUCCCCCCACACCAGGAUUGACUCUGAGCCUCCUGAUCCAAACUCAGAUCAACCACAGGCAACUACUGUGUCACCAAAUGAGACAACAGAUAUUUUAAACCUCCAUAAAGACUCAGAUGUAAUAAGCGAAAGACCCGAUGAUGACGUGUCUGAAACUGAAAUUCCACUCGCAGAUUCAUCCGGAGUCAGUGCUCAGCUUUCCCUCCCCAAAGACCUCCACAGUGUGCUGGAGGACGUCAAACACUAUGUGACCCAAGGUGACCUUUGCCAGUUGAGUUGUGAGAGCAAGGAUCAACUUUCAGACUCUCCCAAAACCAAACUACAGGAGUCAACAGUGGAUCACCCUCACUAUGGAGAGGAGGCUCGCAGCACCAUCGCUGGCUGGAUCAGAGAGCCUCCUGUUGGCAGUCUGGAUGUGCGCUUCACCCCUCAUGCUGAGAGAGAGUUGGCAGAGUUCCUUCCCUCACACCUGCCAGGACCCCCUGAAGGUGACAGACCCAGGUUCAAGUUUCUGCGCAGUCCAGAGGAGGCUGCUGCCGCCAUCAGAGGGGUGCUGUCAGCAGACCCACGGUCAGUCUACAGGAGGACGCGCUGCAGAGACAGACUCUUCUUCUUUACCCUGGACACGGCUGACAUCACCUGCUGGUUUGGACCUGGCUUUGCUGAAGUACUGCAAGUCCGACCUGUUGAGCAGCACAUUGCCUCAGUGUGAGACACUGUGAAAGCUUCGGGGGUGGAAAGACUCAGUUUUAAUGUAUGCAGAGAAACAAAACCAGAACCUGUUAAUUUCUGCAAAUUGGCAUUGUCAGGUAAUUUUUCUACUGACAAAUGUGUGUUUCAGUGUUCAGAAUCACUUUGACUUUCUUAAAUCAGACAGGUAUGUUUAAUUUUGUACGUGCAGAAUAAAUAAACAAUU